AUGCCGCUUUCAAAUGAGGAAAAAGCCGAACAGGCUCGUUGUGCUGCUAAACUGAGUCCGACGCACUGGGACAUAUUUGUCCGUCUCACGACCGAGGAAGCGAAGAACCUUCGGAAAGAUGAUCCCAAUAAAACAUGGAAGGAUGUUGAUAAGGGCCAGAGGGAAAAGGCUCUCGAGAAUAUCAACUCGAAGCUUGUGGAAAAGGAUAUCCCUACAGUCAACUUAGAGGUUGUCGCGUGGCGCAUCAGCAGAGCGUUGCGUCGCCUGAAGCAUGAGGGCACGUACAGCCAUUCGCCCCGCUGA
Molecule: messenger RNA, 303 nt
Organism: Alternaria atra
Lineage: Eukaryota; Fungi; Ascomycota; Dothideomycetes; Pleosporales; Pleosporaceae
Exons: 2
Coding region: 1-303 (100 amino acids)
Source: RefSeq, a predicted model, not a curated record